ACUGUUUAUCUGUAUCAUUAUCAUUUCAAAAUUGUUAUCAAGGAAUUACUGUUUAAGUUGGAAUUAUUUUCAGAAUCACAUAAGAAUUCAUCAUGACCAGAGCCAAGUUGGAAUUGGGAGAAAUUACUCAUCAUAAUAUAAAACAGCUCAAACGAUUAAAUAAUGUUGUUUUUCCUGUAUCAUAUAACGAGAAGUUUUAUAAAGAUGUUCUAGAGGCUGGAGAAUUAGCUAAAUUAGCAUAUUAUAAUGAUAUUGUGGUUGGAGCUGUGUGUUGUCGAAUAGAUCAAGAAAUUGGUCGUCGACUUUACAUAAUGACUUUAGGAUGCUUAUCACAAUAUAGAAGACUUGGUAUAGGAAGUAUGAUGGUUGAUCACGUUUUAAAUUAUGUUGAAAAUGAUGGUACAUUUGAUAGUAUUUAUUUACAUGUUCAAUUGAACAAUGAUAGUGCCAUACAAUUCUACAAAAAAUUUGGCUUUGAAAUAGUUGAAACAAAAGAGCAUUACUAUAAAAGAAUAGAUCCUGCAGCUGCAUAUGUAUUGGAAAAACGUUUGCGACCUAAAACAUUAAAUGGGAAAAAUGAACAUCUUUCAAAUAACAAUAAAAAAGAUUAAACUCUCAAAA
This is a messenger RNA of Sipha flava (yellow sugarcane aphid), 621 nucleotides long. It is a transcript of the gene san, whose product is annotated as probable N-acetyltransferase san. Gene Ontology annotation, cellular component: NatA complex. Lineage: Eukaryota; Metazoa; Arthropoda; Insecta; Hemiptera; Aphididae. The transcript has 4 exons. Gene Ontology annotation, biological process: mitotic sister chromatid cohesion. The record is from RefSeq and is a predicted model, not a curated record. Bases 93 to 611 code for a protein of 172 amino acids. Gene Ontology annotation, molecular function: acyltransferase activity, transferring groups other than amino-acyl groups.